AUGGCCGCCGACUUCAAUCCGGUCGCCUUUCUCGACGAGCUCGAGUCGUUCGGCAGGCCUCCACCUCCAAGACAGCUCGGAAAACCCGCCGAAAGCUCCCCCUCCACCAGCGAGAUCGUCACCAAGCUAAACGCGCUGAACUUGGAGAAGCAAAAAAAAAUGCGCACCGGCCCGGUUCCGCCGAGCGAAAACGGCAUGCUGUCGUUGGGCAAGAAGAUGAACGCCGCCACCAAGGAGGAAAUAUCCCGAGAAGAAGCUUCCGGUCUCCGACAAAUGGUUGUGACCGCCUCCCCCAACUACAAGCCCGGUCACGGCGCCGAGCCCGAGCGCUACGGUGGCGUGGAUGAAGAGCAAAAAAUGGUCGGCAAGACGUUUUCGUACGGGGUGAUCUCGCCGAAGACGCCCACCCAGCAGAAGGCCACUAAUUUCCCGAAGGUUGACGUCCUCAACAGUCCGCCCACCCGCUACACCUCAUCUUCGCCAAGUACGAGCGAGUACUCCGAACGUGGCUCGACCGGAAAUCGUCUGCCGAAAAACGGGAUUAGCUACCCGGAGUACGGGCGUGAGAAGCAGAUCGGACCCGCGGAGCCGAGCCCGAAGCCACACCUCAGCAGCGAGGAUCGCCUCAACCGCUGGAAAGAGAUGGACGCCGCCCUCGCCAAGCAGGACGAGAAGUUUGGGCGUCUAUCGGCCCAGAUUCGCGAGGACGUCAAUAGGAUGCGGGUGGACGCGCAGAAGAUCGGAAACUGCUUCGGUUGCAAGGACGCGAUGUACUACGGUGACGAGGCUACGGUGGCGAUGGACAGAAAGUAUCAUCCGGGUUGCUUCAAGUGCCAGCAGUGCGAGCGGAACCUGAAGGACCUCAAAUUCUACUUCAUCGACGACAAAUUCCUGUGCCAAGAAGACUUCCUCCUCGCCGAGCUGCACAAGAAGGCCGACAAAUGCGCCGUCUGCCACAAACCAAUCGUCGAAAUGGUGCUGCAAGCCGUCGGCAAGUCCUUCCACCCGGGUUGCUUCAACUGCUCGGUAUGCGGAAAGUGCCUGGAUGGGGUUCAGUUCGCGGUAGAUGAACAGGACAAGAUUUUUUGUACGGACGACUACUAUGAGCGGUACGCGCCGAGAUGCCAUUCUUGUCGAAAGCCGAUAAUGCCGAAAAAGGGAACUGGGGAGACUGUGCGAGUUGUCGCCCUCGGAAAUGACUAUCAUCUGGAGUGCUACUCGUGUGAGGGCUGCGGCAAACAACUCGGCGACGACCACAACGAGCAGUGCCACCCCCUCAAUGGUCAUCUCCUCUGCCGCCCCUGCCAUCAGCUGUGGAAGGCCACCGGCGGCGCCCCCACCACCGAUCUG
Messenger RNA from Mesorhabditis spiculigera, 1350 nucleotides. The record is from the annotation of a GenBank genome assembly. NCBI's taxonomy places the organism in Eukaryota, Metazoa, Nematoda, Chromadorea, Rhabditida, Rhabditidae.